AGUAAUUAAUGUUAUAAUUUAUAAUGAUUUGAAAUCACGAGUCCAAUGCAGGUCAGAAAACAAUAUAUGAACUUACUUCCAAUGCAGGUCAGAAAACAAUAUAUAAACUUACUUUGAUUUCAAAAAAAAAAAAUUGCAUACCAGGAAUAGCUAGGUUGAUUAGUUGUUAAACAUCUAGCUAGUGGAAUUGUGAAAACUCCAAAAAGUGAGAUUGCAAAUUCGAGCAAACAGAGAUUAAUGGCAAAUCCUUCGAUAGAGGAAGAUGAAGAAGCGAUGGAAAAGCCCCUCCUGAGCAGCUCAGACACCGAGCCCCCAAACUCAAAGGGAGGCAUCAGAACCUUGCCUUUUAUUUUGGCAAAUGAGGCAUUUGAGAGGUUGGCAAAUUAUGGGCUGCAACCAAACAUGGUUCUGUAUCUGACCCGAGAGUAUGGUCUCCGAGCUGCCACAGCGGCCAACGUACAGUUUCUAUGGUCCGCCGCUACAGAUUUCACGCCCAUUGUUGGUGCUUUUCUUGCGGAUUCCUAUGUGGGUCGUUACCCAAUGAUCGGAUUCGGCUGUAUCCUUUGCCUUCUGGGAACAGUUUUACUAUGGUUAACGACCAUCAUUCCACAAGCAAGGCCUUUUUGCGACCAAUUUAGCUUUAGAUGCACGAAUCCAGCGGCAUCCCAACUCUUAAUCUUAUACUCUUCUUUUGGCCUUCUGUCAAUUGGAGCUGGUGGUAUAAGAUCAAGUUCAUUGGCUUUUGGUGUAAACCAAAUGGACACAACAAAGAACCCGCAGGGAGACACGAAGCGCUUAUCCAGCUUCAUCAGUUUGUACAGUGUGGUCGUCAAUAUUUCAAUAUUUAUUUCAUUCUCAUGUAUAGCCUAUAUUCAAGAGCACAUGGGUUGGAAUGUGGGCUUUGGUGUUCCUGCUUUGCUUAUGUUAUUGUCAGUGAUUUCCUUCUUCUUGGCUUCUCCUUUCUACAUUAAGUUGAAGCCUGAAACCAGUAUUCUCACUGGAUUAGCACAAGUUGUUGUUGCAUCUUACAGAAACAGAGACAUUCAAUUGUCUUCCUCUGACACAAUCGAAUACUAUCACACCAAAGGAUCAAUCCCCGCGCCUAGUGAAAAAUUAAGGUUUCUUAACAAGGCAUGUAUCAUCAGAAAUGACCAACAAAGCCUUACUCUAAAUGGAAUCGUAGUUUCAGAUCCGUGGAGUCUUUGUACAGUGAAUCAAGUGGAAGAUCUCAAGGCACUAAUAUGGAUAAUACCAAUUUGGACAACUGGGGUCUUCAUGUUUCUGACAACCAGUCAAAGCUCAUUUCCUGUAAUCCAGGCAACAUCCAUGGACAGACAUAUUACUUCAAGCUUCGAAAUUCCUGCUGGCUCGUUUGGUAUGUUUGUUGUAGUUUCUAUGUCACUAUGGCUCUGUCUCUACGACCGCAUAAUUCUCCCUCUAGCAUCAAAAAUCAAGGGACAAUCUGUUUCAUUGAGUUCCAAAAACAGAAUGGGAAUUGGAAUUUUCCUCGGUUGCAUAAGUAUGUCAGCGUCAGCGAUUGUGGAAAGUGUUCGGCGGAAAAGGGCAAUCCAACAAGGAUUUUCGGAUGACCCGCAUGCCUUGGUGAACAUGUCUGCUUCGUGGCUAAUACCACAAAACAUCUUUCUUGGUGUAGCGCAGGCUUUCAAUGCAAUCGGCCAAAUUGAGUUCUAUUACUCUGAGCUGCCUAAAAGCAUGUCUAGUAUUGCACUGAGUCUGAAUUUGCUGGGGUCGUCUAUUGCAAACUUGAUUGCAAGUUUAAUUAUAAGCAUCGUGGAUGAUAUUACUAAAAGAGGAGGCCAUGAGAGUUGGGUUUCGGACAAUAUGAAUCAGGGACAUUAUGAUUACUAUUGUUGGCUUCUUGCAGGUUUAGGGGUUGUCAAUUUCGUUUACUACAUUGCUUGUAGCAAAGCUUAUGGUCCUUGUAAAAACCAAGGAAUAACGAUUUAGGUGGAGAUGAUGAGAUAAUCAGCUGAUUAGUAUUUGGUUAAAUUAAUUCAUUAGCAAGUGGUUUAGUAUCCAUAAAUGUUUCUUUUUCUGGGGUAUUUUAUAAGAUAAUAACUCUAUCAUCAUUA
Ziziphus jujuba (common jujube) is the source of this 2093-nucleotide messenger RNA. Its product is annotated as protein NRT1/ PTR FAMILY 1.2-like. The transcript is spliced from 4 exons. Gene Ontology annotation, molecular function: transmembrane transporter activity. Bases 238 to 1968 code for a protein of 576 amino acids. Gene Ontology annotation, cellular component: plasma membrane. The record is from RefSeq and is a predicted model, not a curated record. Lineage: Eukaryota; Viridiplantae; Streptophyta; Magnoliopsida; Rosales; Rhamnaceae. Gene Ontology annotation, biological process: transmembrane transport.